Eupeodes corollae is the source of this 1207-nucleotide messenger RNA. RefSeq lists its product as uncharacterized. The coding region runs from base 26 to 1012 and encodes 328 amino acids. The record is from RefSeq and is a predicted model, not a curated record. Gene Ontology annotation, molecular function: cysteine-type endopeptidase activity. Lineage: Eukaryota; Metazoa; Arthropoda; Insecta; Diptera; Syrphidae. The transcript is spliced from 2 exons. Gene Ontology annotation, cellular component: lysosome.
UUCAAAUAGUACAAUAUCAAUCAGAAUGCAGAGAGUAUUUCUUUUGGUUUUGCUCUUUGUAGCGAUUGUUCCAUCAACUAAAUCAUUUGUUUCGAACUUCGAAUGGCAAAACUUUAAGAUUCAAAAUGGAAAGACUUACAAAAACAUUGGAGAAGAAGGACUAAGAAGAAUGUUUUAUGGCACCAAUAAGAUAAAAAUUGAAAAUUUCAACAGGGUAACCCGUGGAACUUUUCGACUUGGUGUUAAUCAAUUCAGUGAUUUGACAUUACUAGAAUAUGCUCUUUUUUUUGCACCAACUGCGGAUAUUCAAUCUAAUGGAGUUCCAUAUACGGCUCCAACUGUUCAUCCACCAUCCUCAUUUUUAUAUACCGCUCAGGGUUUCACGAGCCCGGUACGAAAUCAGGGACUAGUAUGCAAUAGCGGAUGGGCAUAUGCCGUUGCCACAACCUUACAAAUCUAUUAUGCAUCUACUACUGGAAAUCUUAAUUCACAGACUUUAUCGGCUCAAAACAUAAUCGAUUGCGCUGGUGGAUAUACAGCUUGUAGAAGGCAAGUUCCCCAAACUGCAUUUGAUUAUCUCACCAAACAAUCUCAAAAACUCUUUACACUAACUGAAUAUUCUGAUAAUCCGCUCGGUACACAGGGAAUGUGUGCUCCUCCAGCAAAUUCAAACAAUGGAAAGACUUUAAAAUCCUACUCCAACAUUCCAGAUGGUAAUGAUGAACUCCUCAAGUCAGUGUUAAACUAUGUAUCCCCUGUUGUAAUUAAGUUGAAUCCAGCCACAUUCGAAUUCAUGCACUACAAAGAAGGUGUAUUUACCCAGCCUACGCCUAUUUUAAAAGCUGAUCACUAUGUUACAGUUGUGGGUUAUGAAUCUGCCCAAGGAUCUUCGCAAGGAGUUUGGUUUGUUCAAAACUCAUUUGGUACAACUUGGGGCGAAAAUGGAAUGAUGAGAAUUGAAAUGAAUUCGGACAAGCCAAUAUCUAAAUCAGCAGUGUUUCCUUUAAAUUAAACAACACAGACAAUUCUUAACAUAAAUUGGAUACAAAAACAAAACAUGACGCUGAUAUUGCUUUCAAUAAUACCUGCCUCAAAUUUUGAUCGGGCUUUAUAUAAUUUUAAGUUUGAUAUUUAAGUUUUAAGUGAGAUGGUAACGAUAUCAUAUUUUAUUCGACGAAUAUUGAAAAAUAAAAAUAUAAAAGUUCGA